Messenger RNA from Cladocopium goreaui, 4002 nucleotides. The record is from the annotation of a GenBank genome assembly. Lineage: Eukaryota; Dinophyceae; Suessiales; Symbiodiniaceae.
AUGGAUGCCCAGCUUGUGGUUGGUCUGGCUGGCCUGGUAGUAGGCUGGGUUCUGAGGGAUCAGUCCAUUCCUGUGUCUGUCCCAGCCCCUUGCCAUUGCCGUUGCGAGUGUAUCACAUCGAGCAGUGGCCUGAAUAUUGCUGGGUUGAUCUUUGGCCUGAUCUUGGCGAGUCUUGGAGUUGUAUUCCUGUGGAAGGGGCAGAUUGGAGCUGUUUCUCCCCCAACUCCGACCAAAGGAGGUAAGGGAGUCUACGCACCGAUUCCUCCAGACAUCAACCCCAUGACGGUUUAUGGUUUUGGAGCAGUUGAUCCCUUGACUAUGGCUAGAUUGAGGGCACAAGCCGAUGCUAUGGCCGUGGGAGCUAGAGCUCUUCACCCUGCUCCUCCUCCACUCCACCGCCAGGUGUGCCAGGUGUUGCAAUGGCUUGGGGUCCCUGAUACCUGGGUUGUGAUGGAAGAUGGAGAGGCUCACAAGAAGGGAGAUGUAGUUGCAGUUGACCCGAGUCCCUUGCCUGCUGGGCACAUUGCCUUGGGAAACCGUGCUAUUCUUCCAUCGGGCAACAAGCAUGUGGCUCUGCAGAAGGUUCCAGCUGCAGAUGCUCCUAGUCUAAAAUUGGAGGACAUCCGCAUCCUUCCUGUUCAAUUUGAUGCUCAAGGGACGCGGCGGAGAGAAUUCAACAUUGCUGUGGCGUCAUUUGUGGACACGAUUCCCCAGGGUGGUGGACUUCAGCUGCAAGGGCCCACAUCAAUUCUCAACAUAGUGAAGAUGAUGCGCGAUCAGAAUUUCACCCCGACGACUUUCCAUGAGCAUUGGGUUAGAACUGCAGACGUCGCAAAAGGGGACCGCUCAGUGUAUGAGCAGGAGUGUUUGUCAAGGAUUCUCGAGUCCAUGAUCACCAUCGACCAGAUCAAUGUGCCCUGCUUGCAAAGCGCAGAACUGUUAGUUCGCAGGAUGCAGGUCAUCCGUGAGGCCCAUAGAAUCUCACCGGGCUCACCGGACUACUCGUCAGCUGAUGUGAUGAUGGGCUGGAAAUACCGUAGGUCAGGUCAAGGUGUUGACUCUGAGCUAGCAGCACACGUUGCUCAGGAACUGAAGAAUGAGGCCAUGAUUGCUAAGGAAUCAAGGAAAGCGAGAGAGGAGCAAGACGCCCGCCCCCGCAAUGCCCGGAACAACAACAAGAAGAAGGUCAACGAUGGUGGCGGGGGAGACCAGCCCAAGCAGCAGGUGAUGCAUUUGGCAUUGCUGCCAGUCCGAGGGAAAUGGCGAAGAGUGGCAAUUUUGUUUUUGAUGGGAGCGAUAGGCAUAGAGGCCUUUUUCCUCUCCCUCUCCUUCUCUGCAGACAUCAUCAGCACGAUCAUCCCAGUUCAUCCCAGAGGAGAAGACUGGCAAGAUUCAAUCGGAAAGCGACAAGAACGGUUCUGCAAAACAGCCUCAGCUAUAUAUGAUGAGGCGGUGGACACAACUGUUCGUCCCUACCAACCAGACCUGGUCUCUCUGCCACAGGUUGGUGCUGAUCCACCCCAACUUGUUGACCUGGUGGAUGACUAUGGUCGUGAGAUUUUGGAGGACUCUCUGGGACACAUGAUGCUUAGCGAAGAUGAAUGGGGGGAGAUGCUCGAGAAGGGACCCCGCAUCACACCCUACAUGGAUGUGAUCUUGAAGAGCAAUGCAGAACAGUAUAUCGAGUUUGUGCAUCGUUUGUUUCAAGGUGGCAUGAUCAAUUUCAUUGACCGUCCGCAGGACCUGGCUUGCCCGUUUUUCGUGCCCAAGAAGAACAAGAGGCUCAGGUUGGUCCUAGAUUGCCGGAGUGUCAAUGAACGUUUUCAACCUCCACCAAACCUCUUAAUGGCUGCAGGCGCCACUUGGGCCAAUCUGGAGUUGCCAGAGGAGGCCACCAUGUUCGUUGCCCAGAGCGACAUUCGUGACUAUUUCUAUUCCUUAGGUCUUCCUGAAGAGCUACAACCAUUCUUUGCACUCCCUGCCAUACCUGUUGAGGCCAUGGCGACCUGGGGCCAGGACCGACUUCUGGUGUCUGACCGGGUGCCGCCCUCACUAGAUGGAGGCGAGCCAUUCAUCAUUGCGUACGCAAACAAUUUGAAUGUUGGAGGUUUAAAUCAAGAAAAGGUUCAGCGCGCGAAAGAUGGCGCAGUGCAACGGCUCAGGUCUUCGGGCUUUGGCGUUCAUGAGGAAGUGGAUGCCAACACCCUUGUCGAGUCCUUGGGCUUUCAAAUUGAUGGCGUCCAAGGGCUGGUCACACCCAUACCCCACAAGUUGGGGCUAGUGAUUGCUGCCUUCAGGUAUUUGAGCUCACGGCCGCGCAUCAAUGGGAAAGGCGUGGAGAAACUGAUUGGUCAUGCUGUACACUUCAUGUUACUGAGGAGGGAGCUUUUGUGUUGCAUGCGCAGUCUCUAUGAUUUUGUGCAGCACUCAUACUGGAACAGGUCUAGACUUUGGAAGUCAGCUGCAUCUGAAGCCCGGGUCAUAGCUAGCUUGCUUAGCGUUUGUUUUGCAAAUCUCAAACGACCCUGGUGCACGACGGUUUCUUGUUCUGAUGCAUCUCUUAGUGGUAUUGCUGUUAGCUCACGUGUUGCAGACAUGCAGACCAUCAAAGACAUUGCUCAGCAGCGGGAGGGUUGGCGUUUCAAGCACAGAGACUUCACAGCUCCGCGUGUGAAUGCAGACGUUGACACAAAAGUGAAGAAGCCUGACCCCUUCAGCGAUGUCAGCACAGUCAAGCCAAUUUAUGUUUUGCCACGGGAUCCCUUUAUGAUUGAUGAGGCAUUUGUUGAAGUUCCUGAUGAUUUCAUGGAUGAGUCACAUUGGCAUGUUGAUUUUGCUUGCUACAUGGAAAUUGCGGAGGCAAUCACCGUUUUGGAGUCUAGAGGGGUGGUAGCGGCUUUUCGUAGGAGGGCUAGGGCCAUAUCCGCCGACAACAGGUCAAAGACCAAAGGCAGGAAGAGAAGACAAUCCUCUCCUCCUACGGACCCUGGCCUAGCCGGAAAGGAGGUAGCAAUGCUGAGAGGCAAGUCAGUGAAGACACAGCCAUCUCUCGGGAUGAGGCGCUUUCUGAUCAGGAAAUCCACCCAGGGUCACAACAAAGAAGACAAAGCCGCCAAGAGGAAGAGGCUGAUUCAAGCCACGAAGAUGGAGAGGUUUCCAAAUCAGUCUUUUCUGGAACAGGUGGCUGUAUCACACGAAGUAGCUCUGGAUUAUCAAAGACGGAUGAGGGCCUUCAUGAACUUUGUGAAUCUCCUAGGGUUGGUUGCCAAUACCCCAGCGAAAUUAGACGAGUGCUUGACAGAGUAUCUCAACUACAUGUUCGAGGAAGGUUGCGACAUAUCAGAAGGAAGCAAAACCCUCGUGGCCGUGUUAGACAACCGCCCCGAAUGUUCCCACAAGACCAUGAUGACAAGAUCCAGAAGAGGCUUGCGUGGCUUGACAAACAUGGACCCGGGAUCAACAAGACCCCCAAUUCCUUUUGCUUUGAUCGCCCUGAUUGCGAGCAGGUUGAUGCAACAACGCCUGAACGAGUCAGCGCUGGCCAUCCUGCUGGCGCUGGGAAUUCAAUCUCAGGAUGUGGUGCUGCCGUCAAGGGCGGUGAAAUAUUAUGCCAUCAACCUGCAUCCCAUGGAGCGACUGGAGACCAGCAAAACGGGACUCAGCGACGAGUCCAUUCUGCUAGAUUCUCCAGUAGUUCCUCAGUUAGGGCCAAUGUUGGGAAGACUCAAACGGAAUGUGAAAAUGGGUCCAUUGUUUUCCAGCAACUAUGCCAUGCUGAAUCAGCACUGGAAGGACACCUUCAAAAACCUAGGGAUGCAAAAGAGUUCAGCAGUACUGUAUCAGCUCCGCCACUCAGGUCCAUCUCACGACCGACUGCACAAACUCAGGAGCACUUUGGAAGUCAAAUUGCGAGGGCGGUGGGAGUCGGACUCCUCAGUAAAGAGGUACGAGGCUCACAGCAAACUGGCUUUGGAAUUUCAGAAUUUACCAUUGGAAGUUUAA